Messenger RNA from Pseudozyma flocculosa PF-1, 2397 nucleotides. RefSeq lists its product as uncharacterized. The coding region runs from base 1 to 2397 and encodes 798 amino acids. The record is from RefSeq and is a predicted model, not a curated record. Lineage: Eukaryota; Fungi; Basidiomycota; Ustilaginomycetes; Ustilaginales; Ustilaginaceae. The transcript has a single exon.
AUGGACGCCUGCUCCGGUUACGGAGGAUCCGCUGGACGGACCAUUGAGAGCUCAUCCUCCUUCAACGUACUCGCAUGUCAAAGGCCGAGGUCCCGUCGCAGGGCGCGUGCCUGUCCGUCCGCUCUUUUAAGUAUCGUCGGUAAGCCCAUCGACCACCUUCUUUCCCCCGUCGCGCCCCCUCUUGUUCCUCCUCACUCGAUCCGUCUCGAAGCCUGGUGCUUUCGAUCUCGCUCCUCCACUCUCCUUUGGCCAGGUCGCCACCUCCUCCUUGAUUCGUUUAGCGGGACUGGCUCCCCUACUUUUGGCAUCGUUGACCGCCCGUCUGUCUCGACCCCUGACCGUCAAUUGUGCGACCACGACGACUUCACGAAGCGGCAUCAUCUCUGCAGGAACAGCUUCUUCCAAGACCGGCAUCAAUCAAUCGAUUCAAUGAUCGUACCGCGAAGCGACAUGUCCACCUCCAGCAUCGCCCUGACCCGCGCUGCUGCCGCCUGCUCGGGCGAAAUCGCGGUUGAGAAGCCGGAAAGCCUGAUCGGCGCCUCGAAUGGCCUGCCGUCCGGUUCAGGAUGCGCCAAGCUGCCAUCUGGCUGGCUGCAGCACGGCUACGUCGAGUUCGACGACAGCGACACCUCCUCUGACGGCGACGAGGACUCCGACUCCGACUGUGGCAGUUUCAGCAGCCAGGACAGCGAUGACACGAUCGUCUCGGACGAAGUCACGACCGGUCUGUCGGACGAGUCAAGUCCGCGGCCGCCUGAAACGUCAGCAUCCCAUGUCAUUCGGAUCGCCUUCACCGGACCGCCGUCAGGGGUCAGUCUGCAGCGUCCCGGAUGUACACCGCGCGGAGCAAGGGCAUUGCCGACCGCGCGUCAGUCUCCCAAGGUGCGCUGGGACGAGCGCAGCCUGAUCAAGCCUGUUCCUAUCGCGCCGCUGCGCUCGCUCAACCUCGACGUGCCGCUGCGACGACACUCGAUCUCCGCAUCUCUGACGCUGCGGCAUGCCGCCGCUCUGCGUGCCUUUCAGCUGAAGCAAGAGGAGCGAGAGCUCGCGAGGCAUCGGGCGGCUAUGGCGACGGCAUCACGCUCGCGGCUCGACGAACAGUACGACAUCGUUGGCAUCACGUCGUACCCCAGACCCGCUCCGCCGUCCGUACUGUUUCGCACUUCGCGUCAAGGUCGUCAAAGGUCGGCCGGGGACACAUGUAGGCCACAAUCGAGACAGGAUCUCGCCGUCGAAAUCGCAGCCCUGGACGGCCCUGGUGGCAGCGCAGGCCAUGUACGCUCGAGAUCUCACGAGGCGGACAGCGAUCAUGGUGUUGCGAUGCCCCUGCCAGCGCUCUGUGAGGACGAGCGCCAUCGCGCGGGUUUGCACCUCCUGCGCACGCUUGGCCAACCGGAUCAGUCACAGCUACGGACGAAGGUGGCGCCUCCUGCCAACUCGACGCGCAAGGUCAGCCGCCAUAGGAGGCCGCCGUCGCUCGACGAGAUCACACUCCGUAUCGGUGGCGGGCACAUCAACGCGACCGGUGAUGCUGGUGUCACGGGCGGGCGCGGCAGGAGGAGUGGCUGCCUAGGUCAGCGUCCUCGGUCAGCCAGCUGUCCAUCACCCGUCAUCGGAGACCCGACAUUGCGCGAAGUUGUCGAGGUCUUUGUGACGCCGCCGACGCCACGGCCAGAUGACGUCGACCAUCGUGUCCACGGCGUCGUGCUGCUGCGUUCGCCCGGUUCCGCUCCGCUGCAGACUAGGCAGAGCUUCCUGGCAGCGCCGGCCUUCGACGUUGCUCCUGGUCGAACCAAGGCCUUGGAGGAGAGCCAGCGGAUGAUUGACCAGCUUUCGCUGUUGGUCGCGCAGCAACAGGGCUUUCUCCUGCAGAGAUCAGGCGUCAGCGCUCAGACUGGCCAGGCCACUGCCCCGGCCGAAGCGGAUUGUGAGCUACCGCGUCAGGAUCCCAACGGCUCGAACGUAGGAAACGAUCGCGACGCUUCGCUUCUCACCCUGCCUAACGACUGCAUGGCACAACGGACCUGCAACCGUCCAGCCAAUGCAGACGAGCAGCGGACCGGCUGUGCCGUCCCAAAGUACGUGGCGCCUGGCCGGCGCGGCUACGGCCAGGCUGGCAAAGGCUUUCCAUCCACCUCGAUGCGGCGUGCAGCGCCGCAGAGGCAGGUUAGCUUGAAUCAGAUGUUGGGUUCUGUCUCGGCCCGGGCUUCCCUGGGUGCCAUGAUGGGCUACGGAGUGAACGCCGACAAGCUGAGGGGCUCUCACACACCGACGCAGCACGCUCACACCGAGUCGGGCGCCAUGGAGUGCCGGCGCGCCACCGUCCGCCAAUCGAUGCUAGAAAGGCUGGAGCUGCGCCGUAGGAGCAGCAGCGUCGUGUCCCAUGCCGCUCGUUGA